CUACUUUUGCUCUAGAGCUUUUUGGGAGAUCUUCACUUUAUUUUUAUUACAUUUUUUGUUUCAGGCAUAACCGUGCUAUUAUGUGCUACAUACUGUGUAGGACCUGCGCCGGUUAGCGGAUUAGACGAGAAUUCAGUAGACGAAGGGUUCUCGAAUAUCACAAAGGCAGAACCAAAUGGCAGGCCGGACGACUUGGUAUUCUACCAAGGAAUGGAGGGAACACCAGGAAUUGACUUUCCCAUCCUCUCAUACAUACCUAGGACAUCUUUUAGCUGUAAAGGGAUAGGAUCCGGGUACUAUGCUGACUUGGAGACUGACUGUCAGGUGUUCCAUAUCUGCGAAGAGGAAAAGAAAAUCUCCUUUUUGUGUCCCAAUGGGACCAUUUUCCAACAGUCGGAACUUAUAUGCGAAUGGUGGUUCAAAGUGAACUGCACUGAUGCACCACAACUGUACGAAGAUAGUGCCGAACAACUUCGAGAAGACCUGCUCCGACGAAAGUCUGCCCGGAGAGUCUCACCCGAUGGCAGCGAAAGAUUUCACGGUGCUGUGAUGAGGACCGAAGAAAGCUCCUCGGUCAGCGCUAAGCAAAACGGUCGAAUUCUGCCAACUUCAGCAAUCGAUGACAAGCAGAAUGGUACUCCAACUAGGCGAAGUGAUACUGAUAACGUUAGAAAACGUCAAAAUGAUAAUUAUAACAGUAAAUCUCCAAAUGGCAGAGUUUCGUCAAACCAAAACCUGUAUACGAGAAACUCAGAUCAGGGAUAUAAUAGUUUCAAUAAAAGUCCGGCUUAUAAUAAUGGACAGAAAGGUAAAGGUACAUUAAAUUCAAGAAAAUCAGAACCUCAGGAUCUACAUAGAGCAGAAUCAAAUAAUUUCAAUGGGAACGGCAGACAAAAUAGUAGAAAUCGGGAGCAAAAUAGUUCGAAAGGCCCUAACGAUUACAGUACUAAUCCAUCUAGUAAUUUUAGGUAUGACAAUGGACCUCGACCUAAUACUUUAAUUAAUAACCAGCGGGACAAGAAUAGUAGAAUUCGUACCUCAAGUGACUAUAAUAAUGAGUUUAUCAACUCUAGACGCACUUCAGACUUAGCAACUUCUGAUAAUCGUCAGCAUAAUCCAAAUUACAGCGUUCAAUCACAAAACAUAAACAGUAGUCGUAACAGUAAACCUGCCAUAAACUCAGUAACAGUGAAUAAGCCGAAAAUUCGCAGGUAUAACGAUGCGCAAACUGGCAAUACUUUAAAUGAUGUCAGUACUGCUACCGAGAGAUACUCUACAACAAAGCGUCCUUUGAACAAUUAUAAGGAAUACCACGUUCAGUUUUCAUCUACCAGCGUAGGUAGUGAUAGAGGCGUUAACAGCGUAUCCACAACAAUUGCACCUUUUAAGCAGUACACAUUUAGUCAACAACCAAAUGAGUAUCAGACAACAAAAUCGGAUUCUUUAUUGAACUACAAGAUAAAUAAAAAUAAUCCACAAUCAAGUACAUCGACGAGAGCUUUCGGUUAUUUAAACACACAAUAUCAAAGAAACAAUGGAUUUACAACAACGGUUGACAUGAAUAAUAAUUAUCAAUCUGUUCAGUCUGCGCCAGGGUCUAACAAUUACAGUAGUUAUAGGAGCAGUGUUCGUAACAGCGUAUCUUAUAGUCGCAGCAAUGGCCUUACAACUCCAACUCCAUCAACAACAACUCACCACUAUAGCCAAAGACCGAAAGUCGCUUCGAAUGAAUACUAUACCACACCUCCAACGUAUUCAGUCCUUACAACUACUCAGCAGAAUCAAUAUUUCACUGAUCAUAGUCGGAACCAAAAUUACUACUCAGAUAGUUCAAAUAUAAAUUCAAAUGAUAGAGGUACCAAUUAUAACACUGAGGCUAAAGCAGGCACAAGCAAUGAAGUGAGCGAAACUUUGCAGUACACUACACCCGGUGAUACCACCUAUCAAGAUUUUUCCCAAACUGUCAGUGACUUUACUUUAGCUGUGUCUAACACUGCAAACAAAAACGCACGAAAUGGACGAUACGAUUCGGAGUCUGCCGAUUCGGAUGAAGCUCAGAUACCACAAGAGUCCUCUUCUUUUGUUAAAAGUUCAUUUAAUACUAUCAAUAAUGAUUUGCAAAAAUCCUCAACCCCUAAUCCUUAUCCUAACCACAGAACCACAUACUCUGACUUAAAGCAACCAACUUAUCCCCCGAAAAGCAAUAAAUUUAUUUCAAUUUCAUCCGUAACUCCUCAAUACAUCACCACUCAGCCAAUCAAUAAGGGAAAACCGUUCUUAGGAAGUAGAGUGGGCACAAGGAUCCAUGUUGCUACUACAACUGAAAUACCAUUAUCCACUACUACCACAAAAACGACCACAACAACUAAAAAUGUUAUUAAGAACGCCUACAUUGCAGAGGAAAAUAAAAAAAUUGCACAGAUACUACUAGAUGCUGUCAAAGCUUCGGCAUCAGGUGGGCCUUCCACUCAAUCGCCUCCAAAGACUAUCAGUACUACUUACCGAUACAGCCAUAGUACUUCGAGUCCUCAAGAAGCAGAAUAUUAUUCAGCUUCUACUGCUGUUCCCGUAGAGCGGAUUACAGACCGAACUAUUGAUCAUGCUACUGUCUAUGGAACUUACCGUGACCAGAAACAAACGCCUGCACCUUUUAGAGAAAGUUCAAAUGGACUGCAGGUGAAGUUUGGUAAAAACUCUGACAGGAUUGCACUCACUUUGGGUAAAUCUCUCACAGGUAGCAGAAGUCAGAGGUACGAGCAUGGAGACGUGAAAGCUAGUACCGUUGGACCUCAAAAUACAUACCUACCGCUUUCAUCUCGAGAUUUAGAUAAUUCAGCAAAUACGUACAAGCCUCGUGACCUUAACAAAAUAGUGAAGCCACAGACCGGAUUCGGAUAUAUCCCGAUCACUUUUAACAAUGCGUCAACAAAGUAUUCUACCGCAGUUCAAUCUCCAUUCCUCAACGCAAACGUCAAAGUGACCGAUGUAUAUAGGACCAAGCCUGACGUACUCGGAACUGGUUUCUAUGUUACGAAAAAAUCUGUUUUCAAUACUUCAUACCCUACAAGCCAAGCUUCUUAUGCAUUACAGACCACAACGCUCAAACCAAAGCCAUUCGAAAAGUCUCAACAAUCCAUUAUUCCUUUAAGUACGCCUGAUAAUUUUGAGUCGGUAACGAUACCAAGUUACAAAAUUUCUAGUGCCAGUCCAUUUAGACCUCAAAGAGAAAAUGGAUUCAGUCCUAGCUCAACAGUUCCAACACCUGUAGCAUCUACAACCGUCUCGAUAUAUGAUAACGUUGAUAGCAUGAUCAACGCAUUGGUGAAGUUUGCCGAAUCUAAAGAACCUGAUUAUUCAUCUGAAACGCCUAGACCUGGUUUGAGUGUUCCGCCAUCAGUUGGACCUCAAACCCUACACACUCUUGCAGCUUACUUCGCAAGCGCAUUAGACAGUAUAAUGAAAGAUAAGGAAAAUCUUACUCAAGAAGAGGUGAUUGAGAAAAAAGAGGAGUUGACCACUCUGCUGACAGAAAUGACGGUUCAUGGAUACAACCAUUUAUUCAAAAGAUCCAAUGAAACCAAUGACACUAGCACAACAUUGGCCCCUAAGGAAGAAGAAGUUAGUGAAAGCUCAAACAGUUUAGCAAAUACUCCUGAAAUCAGACAAUUGGCUAGGAAUUUUUCUAUAGCGUUGGCGUCUUACUUGAAUGAUCCCGAAAUGUUCAGGAAGGAUCUAGCCGAAUUGAGACCCAAAGAACCAGCAUUCUAUGAGGAAGGGACUGAACAUCCAACUGAUAAUGAGGAGUCUCCUACCGAUGAAGAAUUAUUGAAUUAUUCUGAUGCUGAUGGUAAAUCUAGUUAUCCUCCUAUACCAUCACCCUCCCCUACAUGGGGAUUCAUUCUCGCUACAAAGUCAAAUGACAUAGAUGUUAAAAACUCACUAACCGGUGAUCUGAAUACAGCAGAUUCUCAAUCUUUCAUUCCUAGUUACAAUCAUCUGAACCAAGAUGAAAAGGCUAAAGACCAAAAUGACAAAAGAUAUUUACCGGAGGGUCACUGGACAACAUCCCCAACGGUCGCCAAACUUUGGAGCAGUACCUUCGGAGUUAAUCCAAUAGUGGUCAAUGAUCAGUUUGAAACUACGGUGGCUCCAGAAGAAGCUGAUGAUGUAGUAGAAGACUUUAGCUCGCCAGAAAAACUACCAGGUCUGACUGAACCUCAAGAUGAGAUCAAAUACGAGCUAAGAACACUACCUAAAAUAUCCUUAAACUCUACUCAAAUCCAUGGAAUCCUCAUUGAUUUCAUGAAUACUAGCAGCUCUGACUCAAGUAGACUACAUAGGCUGCUUAGAAAGCUCAAUACUACAGAAACCGAGUUUCUGAAUAAAAUGAAAGAAAUUGAGUCAAACCCACUUAGCAAGCGACUAAUUUUGCUGCUUAUAAGCGAGUGUGGUGUAAAGGCAACGAAAGAUAUUCAUAAUAAUCAUUCUGACGAAAACUUGAAAGUCUCUGAGACAAGCUAUGCAGGUAGCACAGCCCCCAGUGUGGAAGGUCUGACUCUCGAUACACCAAGGCAGAACAAUAGCCCCAUACCCAAUUUUGUGAAUGAAAACUUGAGCGAAGACGAUCAAGACGUUAGAGCAUUACAAUUACUCAACGCUUUGUAUGGUAUUGCUUCUAGGUUUGGUAAAUAACCGAAAGGAAUUUGGGACUGAUAGAAUCACAUAUGCAUAUUCCGGUUCUCAUCCACCAUCACGGUGUAGAAGGCUGAUGGAAUUUUGUAUAGAUGAAUGUCCGAUUAACUCAAGUGAAUAGGGUUGCCAUAUCAACCUUCAGUGCGUAAAAUCGAAAGGAUUUGUCAGUAGUCAAAAAAUAUGAGCCGCAAGAUUUUCCACAGAAGCUUUAUUUCGUAAAGAUUGAGCGCUUAUGAUCUUUCUUCUUCAGCUCUAUAAUUUGGAACCCAGAACAGCUAACUAGACUUCAGAUUUUCAGAAAAAUGUGUUUGAAAGUUUCUUAAACAUCAUAGAAGCUAGUGGCGUGCUUAUCAAUUGAACUGUUAAAUACUCAGAUAAAUUUUACUUGCACUGCCCCUGAAGAAUGGAAGCGAAUAUAAUGAAUUUGCCAAAACUGCACUAAAAAUGUUUAUAAGUAUUAAAAAAAAUUUGAAAAGCAAGUCGUUUUACUUUCAAAAUUAAUAUAUAGAUGUUUUUAUAUAUAUUUUAAACAUAUUCCAUUAUAAAUCUUAAAAGCCUAUUCAGAUUUCCUGGAUUCCGAAGUGUUCUUCUUUUUACAUACCUCCACCUAAAAUCAUACACUGAAUGACAAAAAUAGGUAAACAUCUAGUUAGGUAUGUUUAUCCGAUUUUAAUAAUUUUUGGCAUAUAUAUGUUCAGUGUCCCUUACUAGUAGAAUGAUUUAAUUUUCAGCUUGAUUCAGCCUGGGCAUCGUGCUGAUAAGAUGGUCGAUAUCCUGUUGGAGUAUCUCAUUCCAGGCAACUGCAACUUCGUGAGUACGAGCUGCUACAGUAUGUGGAGGGUAUUGCAAAUUCAAAAGCCUGUGACCUUUCAUGUCCCAGACAUGUUCAAUUGGAGAUAGAUCAGGUGAUCGUGGUGGCCGAGGUAAACGGUUGAUGCGAUGUUGAUCCAUGAAGGCUAACGAUGUUCUAACAACAUGCGGUCUGGCAUUGUCUUGUUGAAAAAUCGGGUUUUGGAUGCUGUUUAGGUAUGGAAUAAGAUGAGGCUCCACAACUUCCUGAAUAUAUCAUCAGGCUGCCAUAUUGCCUCUGAUGAAAAUUAGUGGUGAUCUGCUACCAUAAGCAAUAGCACCCCAUACCAUAACUCCCACGGUGUGGUUAACGCCCUCUGUCAAAUUGUCUUGCCCAACCAUCGUGCAUCCCCAGACAGAAGCGGGAUUCGUCAUUAAAGACCACCUGGUUCCAUUCCCGGUCCCCCCAUUUUUUCUCUACGCCAGAGCAAACGCUUACGCCGAUGUUCAGCUGCGAGAGGUAGCAGCUAAUGUGGGCGAUAAGAAAAAAGGCCAAACUGUCGUAUUCGACGAUAUACUCUCUCAAAGCCAGAAGUCUUAACCGGCGGUCUUGUCGCUCUGUGGUCCCUCUGCGACGUCCAGAACCCCUCGCUCGCUGUCCUCGUCCUUCCUGAGUCCACGCUCGUUCACACUGCAAUAAUACUGCGUAAGGAUCUGUUGGUCCUCCUAGAAACUUCUCUUAUCGAUAGACCGGCUUCACGCAAUCUGACCUCUCUCAAAGUCACUUAGCUGGGACACCCGGCAAAUUUUACGUACACUACGCAUUUUAAGCAAUCACAAAAAGGCUUCCUCAAUAAGCUACACGAAAUUUAACAAUCAACUGACACCGUAAAUGUACAAAAACUGAAUGCUUCUUUAUCACCAAACCCCAAAAACUUAACAGAAAAACCUAACCAUGUUAUCACUUGUUAUUCAUGACAAGAUAAAUCGAUAUAUAAAAAAAUUCUUGAAUUCUAAUAAACAUACGUAGGUGUUUAUCUUUUUUUGUCACUCAGUAUAUGUAUUGUAUCUAGAACGCCAUCUUUUCUGAUGUGUCAGUAUUCUCACCAAUUCUACAUUAUUACAAAUUUAUUUAUUUUAAAUUUAUAUUAUUUCCAAAUUAUAAUUCUUUAACGUCUGUUGUGAAUCAAAUAACCUAAAACGUCAGUAGAAUUUAUUCUGUAAGCAAUACGUAGCUUCAUUUAUCGUUUUUGGAUAAAUCUACUUUUCGUUUUUUGUGUAUGUAGAUAUCAUUCAAUAAAAUAGCACGUGUUCAUUUCACUCGAUUUACUUACAACAUUCCAACUUUUGUCAGUGUGCCUUUCGUAUUUGAUAGAGGAAUGAGUGAUAUUAGUUUACUAUAUACAUAUGUUGUGGGUGUAUGGAGCUUUUUUAUUUUUAGCCUAAUUGUUAAUUUAUUUUAUGUUGUAUAGGCGUAUAUACUUGUAUGCAUUUUUUUGCAAAUACAUUUAGCAUCCUCAAUCCUAAACUAUAGAUUUUUAAAGAGUGUAGUCGAAAACAAGUGUCUUUUUGUAUGGACUAGCCCAUACUAGCAGGCUUCGAGGAAAACAAACGUAUCUAGCAUUAUUCUUUAGAUAUACACAAAAUUCACUACGCAAGUUUCCGUUUCCAAACGCUUUAUCUUGAUAACUUAAAAAAGUUAUGAGUAAGAUGUAAGCUAGCAACAUGAAGUCUGCAAGUGAUUUUAACACUUCGAUGCUUAUUUUAUCAUUGAUUUUGAUUUCUUGAAUUUUUAAAUGCCCCAUAUACUGGUAUCUAUUACCCCAAAAAUUUUAGGUAUAUUAUGUUAGUCCCAGACCUGGGUUUUUAGGCUUUUAGCAAAUCUUUUUUGUCUAAUGGUGAAUAUAUUAAUUUAUUUGUAUUAGUCACAGCAUUGAGUCCACCAUUCACACUCUCUUCGAAUGGCCUGACAUGAGUACAAUUAUUCAAACUUAUCAGUUAGCCACUUCAAAGAGCAGUAAUUUGUAAAGGAAAAAAAUUGUCAAGUUAUUCAUUCUAGUGUUGCCAUUAUUAGUAUGAGGUGUCAAGGUAUUUAAGAAGACAUGAUGGUGUUUUCGUAAGAAGCCUCGAUACAUACGAAACUUGUCAGUUGAAAAGACAACUGACUAUGUAAUAUAUAAUGCCAAUCGAUACCAAUCCUGGAAUGGAUAUUUUGCAAGUAAUUUUAAAAUAUUAUUUCUGAGUUCGUGAAUUUUGCCUUCAAAAAGAGAGUAUAAUAAGCACCUUAAUAAUAGUUGGACUAUAUCCAUAUUUUGUAGUAUUAAUGUUUUAGGUUAUACCGGAAUAUUUAAUGCUCAUGUAAAUAUACACAAAAUGCUUUGUAAAUAAUUAUUAUAUUUAAUAUAUUUAAUGUAGAUCGAUUUGAUACCAUACAACUCAUCUUUAUGGAUGAAAAGAUGUGUUUGUAAGGGUUAUCUAAUAUUUAAAAUCUGUUUGCAUAGCGAGGUUCCAGAUAUGGAAUUAUUAAACAAGCCUGUUUUUCACUGGGACCCCGAAAUGUAAAGGUACCUCUAACAUUAUGAAAUGUAAAUAUAUAUUGAUAAAUCUUUGUAUAGCUCUAGGAAAAUAUCCUAAUAGAGAUGUAUUUUUCCAUAUAAA
Messenger RNA from Acanthoscelides obtectus, 8139 nucleotides. The record is from the annotation of a GenBank genome assembly. Lineage: Eukaryota; Metazoa; Arthropoda; Insecta; Coleoptera; Chrysomelidae.